This is a messenger RNA of Rhea pennata, 4602 nucleotides long. It is a transcript of the gene TBX18, whose product is annotated as T-box transcription factor 18. Gene Ontology annotation, biological process: cell fate specification; positive regulation of DNA-templated transcription; somitogenesis. The transcript is spliced from 8 exons. Gene Ontology annotation, molecular function: RNA polymerase II cis-regulatory region sequence-specific DNA binding; DNA-binding transcription factor activity, RNA polymerase II-specific. Lineage: Eukaryota; Metazoa; Chordata; Aves; Rheiformes; Rheidae. Gene Ontology annotation, cellular component: nucleus. Bases 10 to 1782 code for a protein of 590 amino acids. The record is from RefSeq and is a predicted model, not a curated record.
GAGGGGGGGAUGGCCGACAAGCGGCGGUCCUCGCCCGGCACCACCAUGAGCCUCAAGGCUCACGCCUUCUCCGUGGAGGCGCUCAUCGGGGCCGAGAAGCAGCAGCCGCCGCCGCCGCCGCCGCGGCAGCCCAAGCGGCGGAAACUGGGCGCCGAGGAGGAGGCGGCCGAGGACGAAGCGGGCAGCGGCUGCUGCGCCAAGAGCUCCGCCGCCGCCGCCGCCAGGACCUGCGGCGACAUGGAGCCGGGCUGCGCCGCCCGCGGAGCCGCCGGCGGCUGCGAGGACGGCUUCCUCGGGGGGUCCCCACCCGUGUCGCCCGGCGGCUCCGCGAAGGGCUCGCGGGCCGCCUCGCCGCUGCCCGCGCCGCAGGCGCCGCGCGUGGACCUGCAGGGCGCCGAACUCUGGAAGCGCUUCCACGAGAUCGGCACCGAGAUGAUCAUCACCAAGGCGGGAAGGCGGAUGUUUCCCGCAAUGAGAGUGAAGAUCUCAGGUUUAGACCCUCAUCAGCAGUAUUAUAUUGCUAUGGAUAUUGUGCCAGUGGAUAACAAAAGAUACAGGUACGUUUAUCAUAGCUCCAAGUGGAUGGUGGCUGGCAACGCGGACUCGCCGGUACCGCCUCGUGUGUACAUUCACCCCGAUUCCCCUGCCUCUGGGGAGACGUGGAUGAGGCAGGUGAUCAGCUUCGACAAGCUGAAGCUCACCAACAACGAGCUCGACGAUCAAGGACACAUUAUCCUGCACUCUAUGCAUAAGUAUCAGCCCCGUGUCCAUGUCAUCCGUAAGGACUGUGGAGAUGAUCUGUCCCCUGUCAAGCCGAUACCUUCAGGAGAAGGGGUCAAAGCGUUCUCCUUUCCAGAGACAGUUUUCACGACUGUCACAGCAUACCAAAAUCAACAGAUAACUCGUCUGAAGAUAGACCGAAAUCCAUUUGCCAAAGGAUUUAGAGAUUCAGGACGUAACAGAAUGGGACUGGAGGCUUUGGUAGAGUCUUACGCCUUCUGGAGACCUUCACUGAGGACACUUACAUUUGAAGAUAUACCUGGGAUACCCAAACAAGGAAAUGCAGGUUCCUCUACUUUACUCCAGGGAUCUGGCAGUGGAGUGCCAUCUACCCACCCUCACCUUUUACCCGGUUCCCCUUGCUCAUCUCCAGCUUUCCAUCUCAGUCCCAACACUAGCCAGCUCUGUAGCCUUGCUCCAGCUGACUACACAGCUUGUGCCCGCUCAGGCCUGACCCUGAACAGAUACAGCACUUCUUUGGCUGAAACCUACAACAGGCUCACAAACCAAACCAGUGAGACGUUUGCACCCCCGAGGACUCCCUCUUAUGUUGGUGUGUCGAGUAGCACAACUGUGAAUAUGUCCAUGAGUGGCAGUGAUGGGGAUGCAUUCAGCUGCCCACAAACUGGCAUAUCUAUGCAGAUUUCAGGGAUGUCUCCACAGCUCCAGUACAUCAUGCCAUCCCCAUCGAGCAAUGCCUUUACCACUAAUCAAACCCACCAAGGCUCCUACAACACGUUUAGACUGCACAGUCCCUGUGCACUGUAUGGAUAUAACUUUUCCACAUCCCCUAAACUGGCUGCCAGUCCUGAGAAAAUUGUUUCUUCCCAAGGAAGUUUCUUGGGGUCCUCGCCAAGUGGAACCAUGACGGAUCGGCAGAUGUUGCCCCCUGUGGAAGGAGUGCACUUACUUAGCAGUGGGGGGCAGCAGAAUUUCUUUGACUCUAGGACCCUAGGAAGCUUAACACUCUCGUCUUCUCAAGUGUCUGCACAUAUGGUUUGAUGAAGCCUUUAAGUAAAAGUACAGUAUGUUUGGUGUCUACAAUGUAUUUCUUUUGGAAUAUGAAAGGACACUCAAUGUAGCUUGUAAAGUGUGUGUAUAUAUAGUAUGAGAGGAAGUUUCACUGAAUUUUUGACUUGCUUGUGGCCGGAUUAUUCUCCUAUUUUGGAUUACACAGAGUUUGUUGCGGCACAGACUGCUUUAGUUUUCUGGUAUAAUACACUUAGUUGUAUAACACGUCGGGACAUAUGCAACAAAUUAAGUAAGACUUCCUCCCCUUUUCCCCCUCCUCUGUUCUAGCCCCUUUAAAGAAUGAAAUGACACUUAGAGUAUUAAACAACACAAACAAGCCCACUUACAUUUCCUAUAGCACUAGUGAGUUUCUUUAAAACAUUCAUGCAACGCUAAGCUGAUGUGCCAAAGAUAUUUUACAAGUUUCUUCUAUUAUAAGGGAUAUGAAGGAUAUUUGGACUUAAAGUGUUAAGCAUCAAGCAUCCAGCCUAAAACAGAAGCUUAGCUAAUGGAUUAUUUAUACAAAGUGAAUGGAAAGAUUAGUUUGCCUUCUCAUGAUAUGCUGUUUCUAGCUUAUCAGCAGCAUGGCAUUUUUACUAGGAUCUUUUUCAGUGUUAGUCUAGAUUUAUGAUUAGGUGUUUAAAGACAAAUAAUGCAGAUUCAAACUGUGGUGAUGUGAGCGAUUUAAACCAACAGCAGGAGAAGCAGCAUUCCCUGGUACAGAAUGAACUUUGGGGUGCUUCAUUUUAUUAACGGAAGGGCUUGAUGCAUUUAUUUUUUUCACCAUGAAUAUUGCCUAUAAGACAUUUACUGGACAGUAGGAUAUUCUAAUGUAUCUUUGUUUUUGUAUUUUUACUUUUUUAAAGGAAAAUGCAGGUUUGAUUUAAAAAAAAAGAGCAGGAUGAGAAGUUCAUGUGUUUGGGGGUAUUUUUUUAUAAGGGCAAAAUGUCCUCCAUCCUCAGAAUCUCAUAAAUGAAUUGCCUAUACCAGCUAGGCAGUUGGUAAACCCAGUUUGCCCACAAACUGCUGCAGGAAGCAGAACUUUGUGGUAGCUGCCUCCCUGUAACUUGGCCGGCCUGGGACCAGGAUUACAGUAGGCUGAAUUCCUGUAAUAGUUUGCUUCGAAUGCUAUAGCAUGACACCUACAGCCUAUUUCUCUCCCUCCAGGGAGCCAUCUGUCUUUCUUUCUUGUUCCUUUCUGUUGUGAGGUUACUACUGCUCUGUUUCUCAAACAGUCUUUGCUGUGGAAUUUAAGCAGCUCACACUUCCUUCCCAUCUCUGGGAUCUAUAAAAAUGCGGAUCAAAACCUGUUGCUGACCAGGCUUCUCCAGAAUGACAAGGGCUUGGGGAGACGCUUGUGUGCCAGGGAAGCUUCUGCCGGUGUCUGCGCCUGCCCUGCCCCUGGGCACAUCGGCCCUGCUGCGAACGCUGCCCUUCAGCUGCCCGCCUGUCGGAGCGUUAACUGUGGAGGUUAUGGGACAUACUUUAAUGCUUGAGAAAAUCGUUCUUCUUCCACAUGACCCUAAGCCUCCCUUGUAUUAUGCAGGUGGUUUAAAGACAUCUUAACGUGGGUGCAGAUGUAAUUGGAAAUGCUUCCCUGAUCAGCUCUGUGGAAAGGAGAAUAAGGCCUUCAAAGUUUGUGGUUUUCUCUGUCAGAUUUCACUAAAAGUAGAUUGUUGUAUUUCUCGAAAGUGCCAAUAUGUUUUCUGGCAAACAGUGACUUAACUGCUUCCCACUUUAAGAAAUGCUCAUUGCAGCUAAUAUUUCUUCAUUGGGAUAGAGAUAAUGGAAGAGAAACAGACCCUUCUCUAUCUCUUCUUACUAUUUGGAAAGAGAGAAGAAACCACAAUACUACUUAAUUAAGCUCUUGUCCAGCGAAUGCUUUCUUUUCUAUUUGUUAUAUAUAUGUUUAUGUUAAAGAAGAUGCUGGUUUAUGAAGUUCUCAUUCAGAGCUGGAAAGGCUAGAGGAUGAGUCUGUAAUUUAGAAGAUGUGAGUUUGUUUCUCUGCUCUGUCACAAACUACCCAAGUGACAUUGGGCAAUUCACUUAGCCUCUCUGUAACUGAAUUUUUUUCAACUAUAAAGUGGAAUAGCACUUCCAUGCCUCACAGGAUUUGGGGACAAUAUGCUAAAGGUGCAAGUAUGUUUAGACAGGGUUCAUAUAGGAAGGUAACAAAGCAUUUAUGUACUUGGAUCUGUUGCUGAUUUUGGUCAGCUCUCCAAGCAAAGGUUUCCAAUGCUAAAACACUGCUUAAAACCCAAACUAAUAAUUUGUAUAAUGGUUUUAAAAUGUGCAGAAUAUGGGCAAGUUUUCAGCUAUGUAAACUGCCAUAACUGCAUUGAUUUAAUUAACGAGACACGUGUAUAGUAAUUUCUACUCCAGCCAAAACUUUGAAAUAUUGCAGAUGGAUAAAGCUUUAAGUGGUGGGAGUGGUACAAUUAAUCUGUACUUUAAAAAGGGUAAGCAAGAUAAUUCUCCAUGUCAUCUUAAGGGGCUGUGGCUGGGUUGAAAUAUGGAAGAGCGAAAUCAUACAUAUUCCUACGAUGGAAAACAAAAGUUUAUGCAUGGAAGUGCUCCUGGUAGUAGUAGGUAGUUUGUCAUCUGGGAUUUUUCUAGUACUGGUCUCUUAUUUUUCCUCAAAUUAUUCUUAUCAUAUAACCGCACAAUAUUGUUUGAAACAUUUGUUCCUUAAAAUUUGAAUCAUAUUGUAAAUACUUAUUGGUGUGUCAUUGUGAAAAGACUAGCUUUUUAUCAACAUAGUAAAUGCUAUAUAUGCAUUAUAUCUAUAAUUAUAUAUCUGUAUUUUACAAA